Ceratina calcarata is the source of this 2818-nucleotide messenger RNA. RefSeq lists its product as uncharacterized. Gene Ontology annotation, molecular function: protein kinase inhibitor activity. Gene Ontology annotation, cellular component: cytoplasm. Gene Ontology annotation, biological process: intracellular signal transduction. The record is from RefSeq and is a predicted model, not a curated record. The coding region runs from base 772 to 2814 and encodes 680 amino acids. NCBI's taxonomy places the organism in Eukaryota, Metazoa, Arthropoda, Insecta, Hymenoptera, Apidae. The transcript is spliced from 7 exons.
UUUCAUACCAUCAGAGAGAAAGUUUUUCUCUCUGAUAUGUAUGUACAAGAGAACGAAAGAACCAUUUUUAUCAUUUGAACUGAACUUGUCAAAUCGCUGCGAGAAAAAGCUGGGAACAGCACUAGUAUGGGGAACAUACAAAUCCCGGGUGGUCAUUUCCUCUCUGAUGGUAUGAUGCACACAAAACAAAAAUAGGAUUGUCGAUUGUAUGUUUUAAUCAAUAAAACAAUGAAAAUUCCUUGUAAAGAUAAUAUUAAUAUAACAAUGAGAAUUUCUUUCAGAAAACUGUACACAUUCUACUUUAUGUCAACGUUUAAUUUGUUAAGUACAUUGAUUAAACGAUUAACGAACAAUAUUUUUAAUAUGAGACUACAAUAGGACAAUUGUUUAGUAAUUAUAAAUAAAAUGUCGAAAUUCGUUGACAAUUUUUUAAUCUUUUAUGUGAUCGGUAUUUCAGUUGCAGAAAGUUCCAUGAAAUUAUUACAGGUUCCUCUCGUACCUCGUCUUACAAUAGCUCGCUCUUAGCUGGCAGCUGGGUAUACGCAGGCAAUUCGAUGAAGUACGGUUUGAUUCAUUCACAAGUGUCUGCGAUGUUCCUUGUAAUUGUUUAGCAUUGUUUCCCUUCAAAAUGUGAAUGACAGCUAAUCAUUCCGUUCGGCAUCAAUUAUAAAAGUUGUUCAUGAUUCGGACGAUCGUUACAUGCAUAGAAACUCAGAAUGGAUUGAAUUCUCGCGUUAUUUAAGUUGCUUUAAGUGUUAAAGGGAGUGAAGAAUGGACGUUGCGGAUAACGCUGACGAAGCUUUAGAUCCUCGCAUACAGAUUGAGUUGGAGAAUUUAAAUGAUGCGACUGACGAUAUAAACAAACUUGAAACGGAAUUAGAUGAAGCUCACACAGCUUUUAGACAGUUGUUAUCCGAGACUACGAAAAGAUUAACAGAGAUAAUAAAUAAAGUAGGGAACAGUUCUGUCGAGAGGGCACGAUGUUAUUACGAAGCGCUGGAGGAAGCGCGUCAAGCUCAGGUAAAAUGCCAGCAGCAAGCUCAACAGUUUCAAAGAGCGAGCGAAAUUCAUGCAGCAGCAAAGGAAACAGUGGCAUUAGCUGAAAGUAGAUUUAUGUCUCAUCAGCAUGAAUGGAAUUUCGAUCAAGCUUGGCAGGAUAUGUUGAAUCAUGCAACUCUUAAAGUCAUGGACGCAGAAAAUAAGAAAGCGGAGUGUGGUAGGGAACAUUAUAGAAGAGCGAUAUUGUUUCACGAUGCCGAGAAAAGAUUGCUACAGUUAGCUGAAAAACAUCACCGACACAUAAUAAAGGCGCGCCCGUACUUUGAAAUCAAAGCACAGUGCGAUCAAAUGUUGGCGACUCAGGCAGAGCGAGUCGAAUGUUUGCAAAAAGCAAUACAAGACGCAAAGACUAAUUACUCCACGAGCCUUAAUAGAUUAGAGGAGAUCAGUAAUCAAAUACAUCAACAACGCAAAGAUUUUGAUUUUAUAGCUAACGGGCCCAGGGAACCAGGCGUCGGCGCAGAGUUAGUUAGUCCACAAAAGACUGGAAGCUACGACAUGGAAUUUACUCAAUUAAAUGGCAAUAAACUAAAAGAUAUUACAAAGAAUCAACUGAUCAAGUACAAUAGAAUAGAUAAUUACAAUAAUGUUGAGUGUCAAUUACAAGAGGAUGCCGAGCAUCUUGGCAAGAGAUCUGUGGACGGAAGCGAAGCGACGUCCUCGCAAUGGGAAUUAGAAUUAAAAACUAACAUGGACAAUGUAAAUAAUUUAUCGCUUGAGAAUUCUGUGCUCGACAGAAACGGAGAGCCGUCUAAUUUACAUUUUUAUAACGACGAAAGUACAAAAUUGAAGGAUUUAACGCAGAAAUUAAAUGUUCUAGAAAGCAGAGAUUAUUCUAUAAAAAAUUUCAAUCAGUUGAAGAAAUUGUCCGAAAAUUUUCAAACAUUCAGAAGUUCGUUUGUAAAUAUGCCGUUAAUGACGCACUUUGAAGAAUCACAUAACGAAGUCGCAGAUUCGAUGACGUUAAGCAAACAAAAAAUCGGUUUAAAGAUGAAUGCAUCGAAAUCUUUGAGUAACAGUCCUAUAAAAAUGAAUAUAUUUAAUUUAGGCUCAAGGUUUACAGAGAAAGGAAUAUACGAAAGUAUAGCAAAAUAUGUGCCAAACAACAUUCUCAACUUUGGCUUUAGUAAUAACAAAUCUCAAAGCAGUAGCGAUGUUAAUCUAUCGUUUAAUAUGGAUAAUAAUUCAGUAGAGAAGUAUCACAGUUUAAAUGAUAUCGUAGACGAUAAGACUGAUAAUCUCGAAUUUGAUCCGCAUGACACAAAUCUCAAGCAUAAUGCCCAAUGCUUUACAAUGAAACAAGCUGAUGAUAAUUGCUUAAAUACUACAAAAGAAUCGCGUUCUGCACAAUUAAAUAAUUAUAGUGAUGUAAAUUCGAAGUCGAAAACAGAACAAACAUCUGUAAGAAAAUCGUUAUUCUUAUCUUCCAGCGCUAAUUCGUCGCCGAUAAAAGCAAAACGAAUCACUCGUUUGUCAAGUGAAAACUGCUUAAAUAAAAAGGUGACAGAUGAUCUGAAUGAAUCUGCUGUUGCACAAAAACGAAAUGCUGAAAAGCGGUUGAACGAAUUGCCAUUACUAUCGUUAUUCGAGAAAGAUAAUUCAUUAGAGAACAGCAAGAAUAAAAGUUUCAGUAUGGUUAAUUUAGGUAAACCGCGGGACACUAUAAACGGUUUACAGUUGAACAAUGUAAUAACUUUAAGUACAGAGAGAUUGACAUAUUUGAAAGGCGAUUCGUUCUUAAGAAAUGUAAGAUAAAAAA